Messenger RNA from Cynocephalus volans (Philippine flying lemur), 951 nucleotides. RefSeq names its product Src like adaptor (gene SLA). The coding region runs from base 1 to 951 and encodes 316 amino acids. The transcript has 7 exons. The record is from RefSeq and is a predicted model, not a curated record. Gene Ontology annotation, biological process: signal transduction; regulation of MAPK cascade. NCBI's taxonomy places the organism in Eukaryota, Metazoa, Chordata, Mammalia, Dermoptera, Cynocephalidae. Gene Ontology annotation, cellular component: cytoplasm; plasma membrane; nucleoplasm. Gene Ontology annotation, molecular function: phosphotyrosine residue binding; epidermal growth factor receptor binding.
AUGCACUCUAAACUGGGUCACUCUCCACUCAGAGGGCUCGGGGCGCGGCUCACUUUCCGUGUGUGUCUCCUGUGCCGUAGGCUUCGAGUGUCUCCAGCAGCCCAGGGAGAGAAAGAGAUGGGAAACAGCAUGAAAUCCAGCCCUGCACCCCCUGAGAGGCCUCUGCCCAGCUCAGAUGGACUGGACAGCGACUUCCUCGCUGUGCUGAAUGAUUACCCUUCUUCUGACAUCAGCCCCCCGAUAUUCCGCCGAGGGGAGAAACUGCGUGUGAUUUCUGAUGAAGGGGGCUGGUGGAAAGCCAUUUCUCUUAGCACUGGCAGAGAGAAUUAUAUUCCUGGAAUAUGUGUGGCCAGAGUUUACCACGGCUGGCUGUUUGAAGGGCUGGGCAGAGACAAGGCUGAGGAGCUGCUGCAGCUGCCAGACACUAAGGUCGGCUCCUUCAUGAUCAGAGAGAGUGAGACCAAGAAAGGUUUUUAUUCGCUGUCGGUGAGACACAGGCAGGUGAAGCAUUACCGCAUCUUCCGCCUGCCAAACAACUGGUAUUACAUUUCCCCGAGGCUCACCUUCCAGUGCUUGGAAGACCUGGUGAAUCACUAUUCUGAGGUUGCUGAUGGCCUCUGCUGUGUGCUCACUACGCCGUGUCUCAUGCAGAGCACGGCUGCCCCGGUGGCGAGGGCCUCCAGCUCGCCUGUCACCCUGCGCCAGAAGACCUUGGACUGGAAGAGGGUGUCAAGCAGACUGCAGGAGGACCCCGAGGGAGCAGAGAGCCUGCUUGGGGUGGAUGAGUCCCUUUUCAGCUAUGGCCUUCGGGAAAGCAUCGCCUCCUACCUGUCCAUGACCAGUGAUGACAACACCUCCUUCGAUCGCAAGAAGAAAAGUGUCUCCCUGAUGUACAGUGGGAGCAAGAGGAAGAGCUCGUUCUUCUCGUCGCCUCCGUACUUUGAAGACUAG